Trichomonas vaginalis G3 is the source of this 414-nucleotide messenger RNA. RefSeq lists its product as uncharacterized. The record is from RefSeq and is a predicted model, not a curated record. Lineage: Eukaryota; Parabasalia; Trichomonadida; Trichomonadidae. The annotation marks the transcript as partial. The transcript has a single exon.
AUGUACGCCGCUCAGAAUAUAACGCCAACAGUUUUGGAUGCCAUGAAUGGAAAUGUUUCCGAAUGGUAUAACGAAUGCGACAAUGCCAUUAGAAGGUCAGAAAUAGUUCCUGGAACUUACGAAUAUACAACUGCUGUUUCUUAUGGAAACGUAGGUGAGUUUGGUGAAGGUUCUUCAACAACAGUAGAUAUUGCUUGCGACAGGUUUCACAUUAUUUCUAUUGACAACUCAUUCUUAUACGUGGAACAAGACAUUGAAAUAAAACCUUCUGCCAAGUUGUCUGACAAGAAAGGUUGCAAUGGAAUUUUCUAUGUCGGAUACCAAUAUGCUCCAGAAGUUUUCAUGGGAUAUAAGAUAUAUUCUAACUCUGACUUAGUUCAAACAGUAACAUGGGCAAACUAUGAAUGGUUCGCU